This is a messenger RNA of Salmo salar (Atlantic salmon), 5083 nucleotides long. Lineage: Eukaryota; Metazoa; Chordata; Actinopteri; Salmoniformes; Salmonidae. The record is from RefSeq and is a predicted model, not a curated record.
CAUCGGCCAGUCGAGUUACCAAACUUCAGUGAGAGGUGGGACAGCGACAGAGGCUGUCAAACAAUCGUGGAUUAAAAAAAGAAAUAUAUAUAUAUAUAUAUAUAUAUACACACAUACAAGAAACCAAAAAAAAAACUGUAGUCAAAUUGUCAUAGAUUGUUUCCUGGUUUCAUUUCUCAGGGCCGAAAUGGAUAACGUUUUAUAUUGUUAGCUAGCUAGAAAGCUAACUAAACUGACGAGAACGAGUGCCUCUAGCGAGACUUUCAAGACUCAACGACAUCGAGACAAAACGAAACACAACAAACAAACAAACAAAACAAAAAACAAGCUUAAAGUCAACUAUGGACGGAUGUAAACCAAACAUGCAGCAAAGUAACGACGAAAAAAGUGUGGAAAAAUGUAUGGAUGAAUAUCUAAAAUCAAUCGGUUUUCACCGGAAAAAAAUCGCCAAAGAUGGAUCAUGUCUAUUUCGAGCUGUAGCUGAACAGGUGUUACACUGUCAAAGCCUGCAUACCAAAGUCCGUGCCACCUGUGUGCAGUAUCUAAAGAACAACAAGGACAACUAUGAGGCGUUUAUAGAAGGAGACUUCGAGGAGUACUUAAUAAAACUUGAGGACCCUCAGCACUGGGUGGGAGAGGUGGAGAUAUGUGCACUGGCUCUGAUGUACAAGAGAGAUUUCAUCAUCUUCCAGACUCCUGGUAAACGUCCUGUUCGAAUCACUGAAAACGGCUUUGAUGACAAGGUGCGUCUGUGCUUCCUGAACGGGAACCAUUACGACAGUGUCUACCCCGUAGCUCAUGUGAAGAAUGCUGCCCUCUGCCAGUCCGUCCUGUACGAGCUCCUCUAUGAGCGUGUGUGCGGCACGGACCGUUCCGCGGUCGCUCCCUGUCUGAAGGGCGGCGCUGGUAACCGUGGUAACGACCUUCUGGAAGACGACCCGGACAAUGAGCAGUGUCGUAGCAGCGACGAGUCGGACCUGGAGGGAGAGGACGCUCUCUGGAGCCAGGAUGGACCAGCUGGACCUGCAGCCCACAGGGGACUCCCCGUUAAGGGUCGAGGAGGUCCACACUUCUCCAACAGGGUCAGACGUUCUCUCAACCCCUUCCUCUACAGAAACACUGAGUACGAUGUCUGGGUCAAGUCCAAGAGAGCUCAGCAGAAGCUGGAUUUCUGCAUCGCCGCUGGAAUGCAAUAUACAGUGGGAGACAAGUGCAAGGUUCGCCUUGACAACGGUGGACGUUACUAUGGCGCCUACAUCCAGGAAGUGUCGCCUAACAACGGGCCCGUCACUGUCUUCAUAGAGGAACUAGGCAAGAAACACACUGUGUCCCUCUGGAAUCUACGCCCUCCCACAGAUGAGACGUUGUCCUGGAGCACGGUGGCCCGAGACGGAAAGAGACUGAACAACGGCUCUGCUCCAAACUCUGAUUGUGAGGGCAGGGGAAGAGGGAGGAAGUCAGGGAAGCCUUCAACGCCGUCGGCAACCCCGUCUGUCUCCCAGGCUAAAGGACCCUCCCAGAGUGGUGGGCGCGGUGUCCAGAAGCAGCACUCUUGGCCCCCGCAGGCCACCGUAGAGGAGGGAGGGAUCCGGAGCACCCCCCACAACACCAGGAGGCCCUCUUCAGAGGCAGCAGCAGCAGCAGCAUUUGGUCUAUCAGAGGCACAGCGUCAAGCCAGAGAGGAGGAACAGAGGAACAUGGCCCUGCUAGAGAUAGAGCUACGGGAUGAGAGAAGCUUCCCUGCACUGGGGGUGGUGUCUAAUGCCAGUGAGGGGAAGAAGAGGACAGGCAGAGGCAUGAGGAGAUCAACAGUAGACGAGGAGAGGAAGACCCCAUCGCCCCCUACUCCUAACCUUCCUCCUACUCCUAACCUUCCUCCUACUCCUAACCUUCCCCCUACUCCUAACCUUCCUCCUACUCCUAACCUUCCCCCUACUCCUAACCUUCCUCCUACUCCUAACCUUCCUCCUACUCCUAACCUUCCUCCUACUCCUAACCUUCCUCCUACUCCUAACCUUCCCCCUACUCCUAACCUUCCCUUCCCCCUACUCCUAACCUUCCCCCCUACUCCUAACCUUCCCCCUACUCCUAACCUUCCCCCUACUCCUAACCUUCCUCCUACUCCUAACCUUCCUCCUAACCUUGCUCCUUCCCCUAACCUUGCUCCUACUCCUAACCUUGCUCAUUCCCCUAACCUUGCUCCUACUCCUAACCUUGCUCAUUCCCCUAACCUUGCUCCUACUCCUAACCUUGCUCAUUCCCCUAACCUUGCUCCUACUCCUAACCUUGCUCAUUCCCCUAACCUUGCUCCUACUCCUAACCUUGCUCAUUCCCCUAACCUUGCUCCUACUCCUAACCUUGCUCAUUCCCCUAACCUUGCUCCUACCACCACUACUCCUAAUGUGCCUCCUUCCAUCUCUCCUCCUGUUCCUCUCUCUACUCCGGUCUCUGUUCCUCUGCCGUCCUCCAUCUCCUCCUCCCAUUCCCCUGCUCCUUCACCCCCCACACCUUCUCUGCCCCCCUCCCUCCCCCUCAUUCCUUCCACCCCUUUCCAGGUCAACCCCUGGUCUAAAACAACCUCUGCUGUUCCUACCCUUCACCUCACCCCACCUGUGUCUGGGGUUUUAACUACCCCCCCUCUGGUGACCUCUGUGCCCAACAUGGUGGACCAAUCCCCCCAGACAAUACAGACUGUCCCUCUCAACCCCUCCUCUCUCAAUCUCACCCACCCCUCCUCUCUUCCUCAAUCUGGUCCAUCCUAUCUACCCCAAUGUUCUCUUACUCAGCCCCACCUCUCCCAGCCUUCUGUCCCCCUGGAUCCUCCAUCCUGUGAGGUCUCCUCAGCCUACCCCCCAGCUUUAUCCCUCAUGGGUGUACCCCCCCCCACUUCCUUCCUCCCCCCCGACCACCCAUCUCACCCUCCCAACCACCCUCCUCAUCCUUCCUCCCACCCUUCCCUUCCCCCCGGGCUCUCCCCAGCCCCCCUCCAGCCCCCGACGGUCACCCAGCCCCCUCUGUCGUUCCACCAGCUGGCUCAUCUCUACCAAGACCCCCUGUUCCCAGGGUUCCCUUUGUCUGACAAGGAAGAGAUCUCCAGACACCCCCCUUACUCUUAUAUCCACACUGGAGAGGACCUGCCACGAGAUGUCAACAUCCUGAGGUUUUUCUUCAACCUUGGUGUGAAGGCGUUCACCAACCCCAUGUGGCCCCCCCACUCUUACAUCCUCCCUCUUCACCAGGCCUACAGCAUGCAGCCCAAACUACCCUCAGUCUCCUUUCCCUCUUCCCACUGGUACCCCUCCCACCCUACCACCGCGCCCCAGGAAGGGUACGGACACCCCCACCCUCAGUACCCCACCCCCUCGGGUUUGGGGGGCCUCCAGAGAUCAACCCCCCAAUCAGCUGCAGAACCUCCCCAGCAUAUGGAAUUCCGAUACGGGCAGGAUGGUCGCUCCGCGCUGGGGUACCCUUCCAACCGUCACUUUCACCCUGCCUCAACCCAGCCCCGUGGCUCUUUACCCUGGUGUAGUAACGUUACCCCGCGACCGAACGCUUACGCUGGGGUAUGCUCUGUACCCACACCCCUGGCACAAUACUCUCCACAAGCGCCCCAACCUGCACCUACCAACCAGUACCCUCCUACGCCCCAACCUGCACCUCCCAACCAGUACCCUACUACACUCCAAUCCUCUACCCAUACCUCUCAAGCUCAGCCCUACACUCCAGCUCCAGCCGCCUCCCCUCCCUCCGUACCCCAGUACCGAUCAGCGUCUCUGGGGUACCCUACUCCGAGGCUGCCCAGUGGGAACCAGACCCAGGGACCGCUGGAUCCUCACCCCGCCAGCGGUGCCUCUUCCCUGGGUAUGAGGUCCAGCCACCGCCCCCUAGAGAACCAUAAUGCUAAUACUACCUCUGUUGUCAAUGUUACUACUGAUGCUGCUGCUGCUACUACCUUGUCUAGUACUACUGCUUCCAACACAGAAAGAGCUUUACAGACUGUUCUUGCAGGCUUCACAGACAGAGGACAGGGAGACAUGAAGAUGGCUGGCACUCUGCUGGUGAACCCUCCUCUUCCUCCUUCUGAGCAGGUCACAUGGGUCCCCGAGGGUCACCUGACGACGACAGUAAGUGCCGAGGCCAUGUUCAAGGAUGUAUCCGUCGGCAUGGCGAUGCAGGGCGCGGGCGACGCCCCCAUGACCCAGAGGGGGGCGGAUUUUAACAUGAAAACGACAAAUGAGACGACGGGGGGGAGCUGGGGCGAGACUUCAUAUUUAGUGACGCUGCCCCUGGCUCCGAGCGGCGAAACAACAUCAUUGGACUGGGAGGGAGGGGAGGGGCUAGACCCUAAUGACCCCACGCUCAGAAACGGAAAGAAGUUCUACAGUCGCUCCUUCAGAGGUGGAGGAGGGAGGGGAGGACACGAGGAGGGAGGCGCUAGAGGGAACCGUUGGAGGGGGGAGAGACGCGGGGUAGGAGGUUACCGAGGAGUGGGGAGGAGAGAUAACAGGGACGGUUUCCGGGAGCGAGACCGAGGGGACAGGAGACAGGAAGGAAGAGGAGACUACCAGGGUAACGUCACUUCUAAAGGACAAAAUGUGAGGGGUCGGGGGAGGGGCUACCACCACAAUCAACAGCAAUCCAAUGGCAGAGAGGCAGGCUACUCUAGUGGGCUGAGGAACCCCCCUUAUACAGAUUUGUGAGAUUUGAUUGGCUGAUAUUGCUUUAUUGGGAUUGUUUAUAUAUUUUUUUGUUUUCUGAUUUAGUAUUUUAAUUGUCUGGUUUGUGGGGAUAUAGCUGUCGUUGGACUCGUCUUUUAAAAAAAAAAAAAGGACAAAAAAAUUUCUGUCUCCAUGUUAUUGUUGCCUUCUGGACUCAGGCUGUAUCCCAUAUUUAGUGCACUAUUGAUCACCCCCCCCCCCCCAUAGGGCCCUGGUCAAAAGUAGUGCACUAUAUAGGGAAUAGGGUGUCAUUUGGGAUACAAACUAUCUCCUCUGAAAGAUGUUAAACCUGUACAGAUAGUUAGAUGUUAUUCCAGUUAGAUGUUUGCAUUUUCUAUACGUGUAAUAAAACUUUGCUGUAUUUA